Puntigrus tetrazona (Sumatra barb) is the source of this 2066-nucleotide messenger RNA. RefSeq names its product 6-phosphofructo-2-kinase/fructose-2,6-bisphosphatase. The transcript has 14 exons. Bases 115 to 1527 code for a protein of 470 amino acids. Lineage: Eukaryota; Metazoa; Chordata; Actinopteri; Cypriniformes; Cyprinidae. Gene Ontology annotation, cellular component: 6-phosphofructo-2-kinase/fructose-2,6-biphosphatase complex; cytosol. Gene Ontology annotation, biological process: fructose 2,6-bisphosphate metabolic process; fructose metabolic process. The record is from RefSeq and is a predicted model, not a curated record. Gene Ontology annotation, molecular function: ATP binding; 6-phosphofructo-2-kinase activity; fructose-2,6-bisphosphate 2-phosphatase activity.
CUUCAAAGUGGACAAGGCUUACACAAACAUUACUUCAGCUCUUCGGAAAAUCUUCAGCGCUGCUGGUCACUCACCAUAUACUAAGACACAGCUGUCUCACACACAUUAGUGAAUAUGUUUCACUCACAAAUUGAACUGACACAAAAUCCUCUGGAGAAAAUCUGGGUGCCAUGGAUGAGCAGCAGACUGAGACGGAGAAGAGGCUCAUCAGUACCACAGUUCACCAACUCUCCCACCAUGAUUGUGAUGGUUGGUCUGCCUGCCCGUGGAAAGACCUACAUCUCAAAGAAACUCACACGCUACCUUAACUGGAUUGGAGUUCCCACCAGGGUGUUUAAUGUUGGGCAGUACCGCAGAGAUGCUGUGCGCACCUAUAAGAGUUUUGAAUUCUUCCGCCCAGACAACGAAGACGCCAUGAAAAUUCGCAAAGCUUGUGCUCUGGCAGCGUUGAAGGAUGUCUUUUGUUACUUUACUCAGGAUCAUGGACAAGUGGCAGUGUUCGAUGCGACCAACACAACAAGAGAACGUAGAGAGGUGAUCCUCACUUUUGCUAAAGAGAACGGCUAUAAAGUGUUUUUCGUUGAAUCUCUUUGUGAUGACCCAGAAAUCAUUGCAGAAAACAUCAAGCAAGUGAAGCUGAGCAGUCCUGAUUAUGUUAACUGUGAUAAAGAUGAGGCUGUGACUGACUUCCUUAAGAGGAUAGACUGCUACAAACUCACAUACGUUCCAUUAGAUGAUGACAAAGACAGAAACCUGUCUUACAUUAAGAUCUUUAACGUGGGCAGCAGGUACCUGGUUAAUCAGGUUCAAGAUCAUAUUCAGAGCAGGAUCGUCUACUAUCUGAUGAACAUCCAUGUCACACCUCGCACUAUCUACCUCUGUCGUCAUGGAGAGAGCGAACUCAACCUUUUGGGGCGUAUUGGAGGUGAUACCGGACUCUCACCACGAGGAAUGAAGUUUGCUGCAGCUUUAGGCACAUACAUCAGGGGUCAGUGCAUCCUGGAUUUGAAGAUCUGGACCAGUCACAUGAGAAGAACAAUCCAGACUGCAGAGGCAAUUGGAGUGCCUUAUGAACAGUGGAAAGCACUUAAUGAGAUUGAUGCUGGUGUGUGUGAGGAGAUGACUUAUGAAGCAAUUCAAGAUCACUUUCCUGAGGAGUUUGCUCUCAGAGACCAAGACAAAUAUCGGUACCGCUAUCCAAAGGGUGAAUCUUAUGAAGAUCUAGUUCAGCGCUUAGAGCCUGUAAUCAUGGAGCUUGAGCGCCAAGAAAAUGUUCUCGUCAUAUGUCAUCAGGCUGUCAUGCGCUGUCUUCUGGCGUACUUCCUGGACAAAAGCUCAGAUGAGCUGCCUUAUCUGAAGUGUCCUCUGCAUACGGUGAUGAAACUCACUCCAGUUGCCUAUGGCUGUGAAGUUGAGUCCAUUUUCCUGAAUGUUGAAGCAGUAAACACUCACAGAGACAGACCUGUGAAUGUGGAUGUGGACAGAGAUCCAGAGGAUGCUUUACUGACUGUACCAGAACACAACUAGACAAGACCACAACAAAUACACCAGUUCAGUUCUCUAAAUGAUUUAAUAUAUUUUCAUUAUUUGCAGGACCCUCUCACCUUGGAUAUGAUUUUGUAACAUUUGCAAUAAUUUCAGGGUAAUUGGAGUUGUGAACGGUGCCACUCAGAUCCUGUGUCAGAUAUUGUAUAAAUGAUGUUUAGCUAUAAACAAAUUUUGGGAGGAGCACGCUCAGAUAAUUAACAUAGCUGGCUUCUUGUCUCCUGAUUAUGCCUUUAUCCAUCCAGAGCAAGAGAAGCCUCCUAUGAAUUCGUACAAGCUUCUUACCUUGAUAUCUUGCUCACAGCAUCCUCUCUUCUAUACCAAACACUAGACUUAGAUAUUAAGAUUUAUACAUUGAUGUCAAGAAAAUUAAUAAUGGAAUGUGCAUAUAAAGUGAAAGAUUAGAAGUUAAUUGUGCAUUUGUUGGGAUAUUCCUGUCAAAUGACUGUCAGUCCAGAGACAUCACAGCUGACCAGACCAUUUUAUCUCUUAAACUGCAACUCAUUAAACUCAUGAUUCAA